ACCUCAUCGUACGCGUGCCAAUAUGUACUCUCCCCUUUCGAAAUUUCCAGGUAGCGACAAACCAGCCAUACUAUUCCGUCGGCAGCGCAAUGAAAGGCCCUUGGCGGUGUUCCUAAAUUGGUUUUAAUUUUGCGAGCUCGUUCAUUGGCUCGACGACUGGGAGAGAUAGGAUGGCUUGAUGCGGGGUGGGGGUGAUGUGGAUAAGGAGGUCCACCAGUAACUUCCCCCAAAAAUUCGGCUGCCAGACUUCUUCUUUGCAACAUAACUGCUACCAUCUCCAUCGUCUUGAUCGACUUUAGCGACGUAUUAUGUCUGCCAGGAAAAUACGACAAAAAACCGCCUCUGGACGACCACCCCAACGGAGUGCGAAGUUGACUUCCGAUUCAGGUCGCUCGACGUCAAGUUAUGUCGUGGCGUGCGUUAUUGGCGUUGGUGCCGCCGCUGCGUUGUCUUAUACGGGGUUGUAUGAUUUAGGCAGUGGGUUUGGUGAGAGUCUCGUUGAGAGGUUGAUGGGCAAGGAGGACGUCUUCGAGGGUAUUCCACCCCAGGCAGUCUUCGUCGACCCCCUCUCGUUCGCCGUCCUGGGCGAACACAGCCCAGCCUCCCGCAACGACUCCUUCACCACCCUCUUCAACCCAACAAACUCCACACCACCUUUCUUCCAGAUCUUCCAUCCUUCAUUCCUCACUUCUGUCCUCGGACCCAACGCCGUCAUCCGCUCCAUCGCAUCAAAUUCAACAUUCUCGUUUGCCCAUGAGGCACCGAUAUGGGACCCUGAGACGGACCAGGUCUGGUUCGCGAGCAAUGCGGGGGGAGCGUUGGGGAUGAGUGAUUGGCAUAGAAAUAGUGUGGUUAGUAGGGUUGACCUUGGGGAGGUGGAGAUGGCGUUGGAGUUCUUGGGAGAAGAGGAUAGGGGAGCGAUUGAGGUCGGUGUGACGCAAGUUGAUCUCCCAGAGGAGGUGCAGAUGACGAACGGAGGAACUGGGCCUUAUAAAGGCGAUUUGGUGCUCAUCAACUCUGGACGGGGCACACGGCCUCCCAAUAUUGUCCUCGUCAAUCCGAAACCACCACACAAUCUCACUGUCCUACUGGACAACUUCUACGGCCGCCAAUUCAACUCGCUGAAUGACAUCAAACUUCACCCGACCAACGGCAAGUUUUACUUCACCGAUGUUAUCUAUGGAUGGUUGUACCACUUCAGACCUCAACCCAUAUUGCCUAUACAACUGUACAGCUUCGAUCCCAAGACGGGUAUAGUACGAGCUGUGGCGGACGAUUUCGACAAGUGUAAUGGACUUGCAUUCAGUGCUGACGGCAAGAAAGCAUACGUAGCCGACACAGGUUCAGCGGGUGGUCUCCGCCUCGGAAAGAAUCACGCCGAUCCUGCUUCGAUAUAUGAAUACGACGUCGAUCCUCGCACAGGCACCUUCCGCGACCGUCGCGUCUUCGCCUACAUCGACACAGGAAUCCCAGACGGUCUCCAGUUUGACACCCAAGGAAACCUCUACGCCGGGUGUGGCGAUGGAGUACACGUUUUCAACCCUGAUGGUGUACUGUUGGGCAAGUUCUUCGUGGGGAAGACUAGUGCGAAUAUGGUGUUUGCGGGCAAGGGAAGGAUGGUGAUCAUGGCAGAGACGGAGGUCUACUUGGUUAGUGGAUUGAGGGUCGGUGGGUUGGACCUUGCGGGGUUUGUGUAGGCAUGUGAGGGCAUGAGAUGGAGAGAGAAGGCCCUCGUCGAUGAGGGCUCGUAUGUGGGCUUUGUAGAUGAUACGAUACGUGCUUCACUAUAGCUGACGUCCGAAAUUACGACUGACAAUGGCCCCGACUCCCCGACGUCCUUUUCAUAUAAAAGUAUUUGACUUUCUGCUGAUCAUCAACUCCCCACCGCGUACUAUUCCUUUCCAGGAUCAACAUUCUACCCACGAACUAUAUACGCGUUCAAGAAGUCCGAACAAAGGUCCGAAAAGCUUGACAGCGAAUGGCACGGCGGUCCGCCUUGGCUUCUCUCCUGCUUCUUUCUUCUCAAGCCAUCUCAGCCAGAUAUCUCAUGAUGCCCCUGUGUCCCUUUCAACGUCGUCAUCGCCAACACAACUUCCUAUAUUUCAUUCACGAGGAUAUUUUUUGUCCCGCAGUGCGAUCAGGUGCUCGGUCCAUGUACUGGGAAUUCCUAUACCGCGGACAAGAAUAUAUCUUCCAUGCCAAACGUCCUUGGCUCACUUGACUUGCCUCGAGCUUUUGCCGUCAUAAUUGGCGGGAAUAGGAGAUGAGAUGCAUCGACGCGCUCAGGCUAUAAAGAUGGCCGGAUGGUUCGACGGUCGGGUACGACAUCCCUGGCUUUCGUCUGUCAGAGACCAUGACCAUGCCAACUGGCCUACUCGCUUCCGCUGUGGUCGCAUUUGCCACCCUUGCACGUGCGGCGGAUAAUGUCACUCAGACUCCAGCUCAAGCCGUGCUCGUAGACCCUCUCUCCUUCGCAGCCCUAGGCGAAAAUAACACCCUCUUCCGCGACUCCUCCUUCACCUCCUUCUUCAACCCC
This is a messenger RNA of Stereum hirsutum FP-91666 SS1, 2536 nucleotides long. RefSeq names its product calcium-dependent phosphotriesterase. The coding region runs from base 309 to 1697 and encodes 462 amino acids. The transcript has 7 exons. The record is from RefSeq and is a predicted model, not a curated record. Lineage: Eukaryota; Fungi; Basidiomycota; Agaricomycetes; Russulales; Stereaceae.